GUCAAAAUCUGAUUCUUCCAAACGAAAACAAAAAUCAAGUAGCACAGCAGGGUGUUUCCUGGCAUUAGCUAUAUUUCUCCAACGGCAAUAAUUCUACAAUCAUUAUUAUUUCCAAAAUUGAAACGCUCUGGAAAGUGUAGAGAGAGAGAGAGAGGAGAAGAGAGAGAGAGAAAGAGCGAGGCUGAUUCAAAGUCCCGUUCUUUCAAAUCCAUCCAAAACAAAAGAGGAAAUUUCUCUAAAACCCUAGAUUUUUUUUGUUUUGUUUGGGUUGAUUAUUCCUUUCUCUCGAUCUUGUAAUUUCUGCUGGUUAAUUUGGGGGAAAAUUUCUGUGUUUUUAAUUCGUUGUUCUGAGUUGCUAGGUUGAAUUCAUUUUGAAAAAAAAAUGGGUAGCAAAAGGGAAGAUGAUAGAAAUGAAAAGAUAAUAAGGGGACUGAUGAAGCUCCCUCCUAAUCGCCGAUGCAUUAACUGCAACAGCUUGGGUCCUCAAUAUGUAUGCACGAAUUUUUGGACGUUCGUUUGCACGACAUGCAGUGGAAUACAUCGUGAAUUUACUCAUCGUGUCAAAUCCGUUUCCAUGGCUAAGUUUACUUCUCAAGAAGUGGAUGCACUUCAGAAAGGUGGUAAUCAGCGUGCAAGAGAGUUGUUUUUGAAGGCGUGGGACCCACAAAGGCAGAGGCUUCCAGAUAAUAGCAUUGCUGAUAAAGUUCGCGAGUUUAUAAAGAAUGUUUAUGUAGAUAAAAGAUAUGCCGUGGAAAAUUCAUCUGAUAGACCUCCUAGAGAUCCACAGAGUAUAAGAAGCCACGAAGAUGAGACGAGGCGAGCGAGCUCAUAUCAUUCAUACUCGCAAAGUCCGCCAUAUGAUUUUCAGUAUGAAGAAAGGCGUUAUGGGAAACAUGUACCUUCGCUUACAAGAAAGCCUGGUUCGGAUCGAGGCCUUUAUGAGGGGAAGCUGUCUAGUUUCUUGAGCCCUAGUCGUUUAAGUGACCAAGCGAACGAUGAAAGGUUUGCCAAUGAGGGAUCCAACCCCAGAGCCUCGGACUAUUCUGUUUCUGGUGGAGGCGAUACAUUUAAAUCUGAUGUGAUGUCACCUAACUCUCAGAGAGAAAUUGGGAGCCCCUUCAGUGAAACUUCAAGUUAUUUCUCUAGUGAAACUCACGGGCAUAAUGCUAAUAGUGGAAGCAAUGGAGGACGAACGAGAAAUACAUCUUCCGGAAGCUUUGGAUCGUUCGACUCGACGUCUUUCAGAUCAGGAAAUUCUGUCGGUUUUCAAGAAAUUAUCUCUCAGACCGGACAACCUGUACUUGAGAAAACUUCAUCUCUCCCUUGUCUACCCAAGUCUUCAAUUUCCACCAACUUUAAUGGCAUGGACUUGUUCAACGAGCCCUAUGCACCACAAGAUAUUACUUCUACGAAUACGACUGUUUGUAAUAAUACUCAAUGGCCAGAGUCGGUGUUAGUUCAAUCUGUUGAUUUGUUCCAGCAACAUCCUAUUUCUUCAGUCGCGGCAUUCAGUGAGCCACAACCACCACAAACCCUACAGCCUUCACCAUUAGUUGCUUCUUCUAAUGGGAAUACUUCUGAUGUGGUAAUGCCGAACAAUGGUGGAUGGGCGACGUUUGACAAUCCUAUCCCUGCCACAGCGCCAUCUUCUGAUGGGAAUAAUCGAGGAAAUUUUAACCCGUUUUCAAUUGAUCAUAGUUCUUCUUCAUCAACAAAUACACCUUGGCUUGAUGGUCGGCAAAAUGUUGAAACCACCACAAAUAAUGCUGGGUUCUGGAAUGCAUUUGAAGAUCCUCCUGCACAACAGCCAAUCCAUGAUAUUUUGAGAAAUAACGAUCAAGCUAACGUGCCCUGUGCUUCAGAUGCUAAUAAAGCUCACGGCUUUGCUGUGUAUGAGGCUAUGAAUGAUGGAAAUGUAAGGACUACAGAUGAGAUCGAACCUUCUCCAUCGAACUUUUCUUCACAUUUCAGUAUGGUGUUGAAUGAUUUCUCCAUGGCUCCAGCAGCGGCUGGAGUGCAUCCACCUGCAACUGGAAAUAAGCCUACCAAUCCAUUUGAUCUUCCCUAUGAUGCUGAAUUGGAAACCGGCAAUGUGACUCAUUUCUGGGACAUGAGCUCGUUGCAAGCAGCUUUACCGAGUAAUCAUAUGGCAGCUCCUUAUGUUGUUGAUGCAAACGAGGCCUGGUUUCCCCAGAAUUCUGUUCCGUACUAUACUCCUGGUGGAGUUGCAUUUGAUCCUUUAACUGCAAGCUCUUUGGGAUUUAUAGUUGGACAAGCGCCAAACACCCAGAUAUCGAAUGUUCCUGGUCAAGGGCCUGUUGCUGCAUCUAUUGGAGGAAAUCCUUUUGCAUAAUGCUCCGUUUUUUCCCGAUUAUGAUUAUCGUCAUAUUAAGGUUUUCUGGCCAUUUUUAUUUAUCAAAUUAAAAAAGAAAAAAAAAGAGAUCCAUAGUCAUUAAUGGAUUAGGGCUUGGAAGAAAUUGUCUACUACUUUUCUACUCAGAUACUCGUAGACAGUUGUUUGUUGUAUAUUAAGCAAGGGCAUCAAGCUGUAGCCUACAGUUACAGCACAGUUGUUAAAAUUGCUGCAGUGAAUAUUUUCUUUGCAGAUUCUUGUGAUGGAUGUUAGUUAAUGUGUGUAAUCUAUCUUUAGGUUGAUUUUAA
This is a messenger RNA of Erythranthe guttata (spotted monkey flower), 2661 nucleotides long. RefSeq names its product ARF GAP-like zinc finger-containing protein ZIGA4 (gene ZIGA4). Gene Ontology annotation, molecular function: GTPase activator activity. NCBI's taxonomy places the organism in Eukaryota, Viridiplantae, Streptophyta, Magnoliopsida, Lamiales, Phrymaceae. The record is from RefSeq and is a predicted model, not a curated record.